Messenger RNA from Cordyceps militaris CM01, 843 nucleotides. RefSeq lists its product as uncharacterized. The transcript has a single exon. The record is from RefSeq and is a predicted model, not a curated record. The coding region runs from base 1 to 843 and encodes 280 amino acids. NCBI's taxonomy places the organism in Eukaryota, Fungi, Ascomycota, Sordariomycetes, Hypocreales, Cordycipitaceae. Gene Ontology annotation, cellular component: nucleus.
AUGGAAUCAAAUAAGCAGAUAAACGUUCUGGUAUCGACAUUUGGUGGCUUAGGUCUGCCUCCAACUGUUAUUUUACCCGCGCAACCCUCAACAACAAUCACAGCCUUUCGCCACCAGUUGAAUGAACGCUUGCCUGUCACAACUUCAAGACUCAUUCUCACCACCGUGUCCAACAAACAACUCCCAAAUGAAUCAGACACUCAACUCUCAUCUUAUCUAUCCACAGAAAAUGACGAAUUUCUUUCGUUACGACUCGGAAUCCCGCUAUGCGGCGGCAAGGGUGGUUUUGGUUCUCAACUGCGAGCGGCUGGCGGGCGCAUGUCAUCGCGAAAGAAGAAAACACAGGAUGACAAUGGUUCAAGCCGCAAUCUGGAUGGCCGAAGACUGAGAACGGUCAACGAGGCCAAGGCACUCGCCGAGUAUCUCGCGAUAAAGCCUGACAUGGACAUGAAAGAAAAGGAGAAGCGCCGUGCCCGCUGGGAAGAAAUUGUGCGCCAAACAGAGGCGCGAGAGGCAGAAAUAAAAAAUGGAGGCAAAAGUAUGAUUGAUGGUCAGUGGGCCGAAGACAGGGAGGAGAGCAGCGAGCGGACCCGGGAUGCAGUUCUCGCAGCAAUGAAAACCGGCAACUAUACCGACAACCUCAGCAGCUCGCACGGAUCGAGUUCUGCAGCACAUGGCGAUAGCUCAUCCGAUCGCGACGAGAAGUCUUCUGUCAGCUCUCAUGAAUCACCACCACCCGCACAGACAGUAGCGGAUAGCAAUGGGAAAGGCAAGGCUCGUGCUUUUUUGGGGUUUGACGAGGACGAUGAAUUCAUGAGUUCCGAUGAUGAAUCGGACGAUUAA